This is a messenger RNA of Mesorhabditis belari, 843 nucleotides long. NCBI's taxonomy places the organism in Eukaryota, Metazoa, Nematoda, Chromadorea, Rhabditida, Rhabditidae. The record is from the annotation of a GenBank genome assembly.
AUGGCCACAGAUUUUCUCACUGAUCUUGAGCUACAACAUUGGUUGAUCACUGGGAAAUUCUCCACCCCGACAAGAGAAAAUGAAUGGAGAGAGAUUUUAGAAAAUCAAGAGAAUCGUCUACAAGAGGAAGAUCUUGAGGAAUUCAUCGCGCCUGUCAUCCGUGGGGCAAAUGAUGAGACACCAUCAUCAAUCCUAAUCGCUCAUCUGGGCCGUGGGCACACUUCGUUUCACCAAAUCGAGACAGUUUUCGGGGAUUUCGGAGAACUAACGAUUAUUGAUCGAAAUCCGUAUUACACGGAAAAGGGCUAUGUGGCGGUUGGAUUCGAGAGGGAAAGAGAUGCCAUAGAGGCUUACACUUCACUAAACCAGCCGGGUCGCCGGGUUGAGAAGCAUUUGAAUCGACGGAUUCGUUGUUACUAUUAUGGUGGUGAGGAUUUGAUUGCACAGACUUAUUCGGGCUUUGAGACGAGUAGCCAGGCUUCAAGUAGUCAAGCUUCAACGAGUUCAAAUCGAUCGACAGCUCAAGGUUCUAGAGUGAAAAAUCUUCGAGAUUUACUCGAGAAACGCCCAGGAAACUCAAGGAUUCAAGAUGAAUCAGUCGAAAUCGAAGAGAUGCUUAAUCAGAAAGAGAAAAAAGCGGAAAAAGCAGAAAAAUCAAGUCAAAGUUCCGCAGAAGUUGAAGAGCUGAGUCCAGGAAUUUGCAAAAUUUGCACAGUUAAAGUGGUCGACGUGGCGUUUAUCCCCUGUGGACACACCGCGUGCACCUCGUGUUUCCCCCAACUCAACGAGUGUUGCCCAUUCUGUCGACUCACCGUCAUCCACUCGAACAAAAUCUAUCUAUCG